This is a messenger RNA of Salpingoeca rosetta, 776 nucleotides long. RefSeq lists its product as uncharacterized. The transcript has 4 exons. Lineage: Eukaryota; Choanoflagellata; Craspedida; Salpingoecidae. The record is from RefSeq and is a predicted model, not a curated record. Gene Ontology annotation, cellular component: voltage-gated potassium channel complex. The coding region runs from base 109 to 606 and encodes 165 amino acids. Gene Ontology annotation, molecular function: potassium channel activator activity; transmembrane transporter binding; voltage-gated potassium channel activity.
UAAACAACCAAGUGACCCAAGAAAGAGGAGGAGGGGCGAGCGGAGGACUUUCAUUCAUCUUUGUUCCAGCAAUCACAACACAUCUCACAACAACAGCCAACAUACAACAUGGCGUCUGAUGUGGCGCGGGUUUCCAGAAGGCUGCAGGCAGCCAAGGAGGACAACGUGCUGGACUUGAAGGAAUGCAACCUCAAGUCAAUCCCUCAGGCCAUCUUCCUCGUCCUUCGGGCUGAGCUGGACACGAUCAAGGCCAUUGAUCUCUCGAACAACGUGUUGCAGAAGGUGUCGCCGAAGCUGGAGCUCUUCACGGGCGUCGAGCGGUUGGUGCUGUCUGGCAACCCGAUCAGCAACUGGGACUUCUUGUCGUUGGUACCUACAGUCACGGAGCUCGUCCUCGACACGUGCCAACUCGAGCAGCUGCCACCGCAGGUGUAUGGGCUGACCAAGCUGCGGCGCCUCAGCCUCCAGGGCAACACCAUCACAGAGCUUGAUGUGGAGCGCACGCGGGCGUGGGAGAAGUUGGAGCACUUGGACGUCACGGGCAACCCGCUUGCGCCCGCCGUUGUUGUUGAGCUGCAGACCAGGCCUUUCUCCUUGGCAUUGUAGCAGCUUUGUGGUGUGCAUGCGUGCGUGUGUGUGUGUGUGUGUGUGUGUCCGUGCGUGUGUGUAUGCUUGCGAUGUAUCGACUAACUAGAGCGUGUAUAUCGAUCGAUCAAGGUGAACCUGUGGCCAACCCACAGUGAACUAUAACCAGGGCGCAUGCCCACAAACAGACA